AUGAAGCCCUUCACCAUCCUAGCUACCCUCCUGACUGUCGCCGGUUUCACCGCAGCCCAGAGCUGCAGACAGCUGAGCGCCGACUUUUGCCAGUGCGGCACCUACUGUUACAGGACCCGCGACGGCGGCUGCAACCCGGCGGGUACCUUUUACGGACUCUGCCCCCUGAAGAGGGAGACGACCUUUGAGGCGUGA
Messenger RNA from Pyricularia oryzae 70-15, 195 nucleotides. RefSeq lists its product as uncharacterized. The transcript is spliced from 2 exons. Lineage: Eukaryota; Fungi; Ascomycota; Sordariomycetes; Magnaporthales; Pyriculariaceae. Bases 1 to 195 code for a protein of 64 amino acids. The record is from RefSeq and is a predicted model, not a curated record.